CUCUCUCUCUCUCUCUCUCUCUCUCUCUAAUGGCUGCUUCUUUCGCGCCAUUCUUGAUUUCAGGUGGAUCUCAUGUUAAGUCACCUGAGUUGUGGUCGACAAAGAAAAAUUCUUAUGGCGUUGGAAUCCACCUUGGACCUAAGCUUGUAGUUCAAAGAAAAUCAAACCUUGUGAGCAGGAGGAACCGCACUUCAUCAAUUUGUGCUGAAUACCGUGACAGUAGUGGAGGUGGAGGUGGGGAUUUUCUUGCUGGCUUUAUUCUAGGUGGUGCGAUUUUUGGAACUCUGGCAUAUGUCUUUGCUCCCCAGAUCAGAAGAUCUCUGCUAAAUGAAGAUGAAUAUGGGUUUCGGAAGGCCAAAAGACCAAUAUAUUACGACGAAGGGUUAGAGCAGAGGACCCGUAUGACCUUGAACGAAAAGAUAAGCCAACUAAACUCUGCUAUUGACAAUGUCUCUUCGCGUUUGAGAGGUGGCAAUAAUGUGCCUGCUGCAAAGAUAGAAAGUGAUCCUGAAGUGGAGGCUAACAUCUGAGGCGCUUCCAGUUUUAUACUGUUGUCCCUGAUGCUUUGUAGUAGUGGAAAUAUUACAACCUGAAAAUCACAUUCCUCGUUAUCCGUGAUAAUUUUUCCUUUCUUUUUUGAUGAUGGUUCGAAGGGAAAAGACUAGGUGAUGAACUCACCGUUAAGCUCUCACAAUCUUACUCUUGUUUUGAGGAUGAUUUGGUUAUUGGGGAUAACAUCAAACUCUUAUGUAACUUGUUGCAUAUAGAACUCCAGUUACUACUUUGCCACUAAA
Messenger RNA from Arachis duranensis, 794 nucleotides. RefSeq lists its product as uncharacterized. The transcript has 5 exons. NCBI's taxonomy places the organism in Eukaryota, Viridiplantae, Streptophyta, Magnoliopsida, Fabales, Fabaceae. The record is from RefSeq and is a predicted model, not a curated record. Gene Ontology annotation, cellular component: chloroplast thylakoid membrane; chloroplast inner membrane. Bases 30 to 530 code for a protein of 166 amino acids.